ACUAAGUUGUAUGUGCAGGUGGAAGUUUCGUUUCGGUGGAAUAGUCUUAAAAAGUACAGAAGCAUCGCCGACCGGGAGUGAAAAUGGAGCCAAUCUAUGGAACUAAUAAGAAAUAUCUGCAAAGUAUCGCUGGGAGCGAGUACUACCGGAAUCCGAGCACGUUGCGACCGAUGGCCAAUGAAUAUGCCUCGUACCAGAAUACGCUUGGACGCCGAUCGACACUGGUUGGACCCUACACCCACAUGAGCAAAUACUCCUAUCCAACAGAUGUGAGCCUCAGCAGCCACUAUGGUUACACAUCCUGGGGCCUUUGGCGUGAUAGUAGAAACCUGUCUUCAUCGUUGUACGCGAAGAAGCAGAAAAAUAUCAAAUCCUUCUCGAUCCUGCUAAUGUCGGCAGCGUUCAUUGUGGUACUGGCGGUACUCUGUGUGGCGGGUUUAGCAUUCUACUUCAGCACCUUCAAGGCAGAUCUCAGUGAGACAAUUCUGGCUUUCGAUUGUACGUUUCGAGUUGCUCGAGGAGAUAUCUACACGACCGGUUUACGAACGAACAGCACACCGCUGUACCGCCAGAAGACGGCGUUCUAUGAAAAGCUGAUCGAAACAUCGCUGGAACGUAGCGGUCUCACCGUUUCCCGCACGGAAAUCAUGAACUUUGGUGAUGGACCUACAAUAGCGCUCAGCUUUAGAGUGUUUCUGGAUAUGCGGAAGAUAAAGAUCACUAUCAAUAAUGUGGAGGAGCAUAUCAGGACAGCCUUUCUAAGUGAGGUUCUCAACCCCAACUCGGCAUUCAAGAACAUACGCAUCGAUCCGGACAGUAUCGAGAUUAAGCGGCUACUCGACCAGGAGGUCCUGAAGACGGCACUUCUAACCCGGAAUGAGCCAUUUCCGUCAGUGGUCAAACCGCCCGGUGGUGGUGGUGGUGGCGGUUCGGAUCAGGAACAACGUCACGUCACGAAGAAGACCGGAGUAAUCGAAAAAACUAUCCACAAGUUUACACCGCGCGUCACACCGGUCCCACCGGCCGGGGCUAGAGUGCCUGUCGACGGGAGUAAAGGCAUCGUCGAGGCAGAAUCUGACAUUGACAUGGAUAAUUUACCGGUUAUACAAGGAUCAUUUGAGAUAACGAAAACAGAUGCCGACAUCACGCAGAAACGAACGGGAGGCGGCGGCAGUACGGAUCCGGCCGGAAGAGUGCCGACCGUAGCGUCGACGCUCAAACCGUUUGCAGUGAGUCCGGCCCAGAUAACGGUGCGGGGCAGUGAGAAAUCGAGAGUGACGGAAAGCAUUAAGGCGACGGUGGCGGGGACUGAUGAAAAACCAUCAACCGGUGGACAGGGUCCGGCCGGACGGUUUGGUCAGAACGCUGGCGGAAAGUCAAAAUAUGAAACGGCCACAGCCAAGAUUGAAAAAAUGGAUAAGCACGGUGCUACGACGAAGAAAAUUAAAACAACUUCACUCAAAUCAACGUCUAGCACGGGUGGAAGCGGUGCGGGACGACGGUCGACGACUGCGAACGGAAUGGUCGGCCGUACCACAACCACAACAAGGAUGCCCACCACAACGACAACAAGCACCACCACGACGACGAGGACGACUACGACAAUAGCACCGACUUUGGCCGUCCGUAGCACGUCUGCUGUGAGCAGCAAGACACCUACACAGGUCGCCAGCACAACGAGCCGGUUGACAACGCUUCGGUAUCAGGUAUUGGCAUCGCAGGGCUCGUCGUACGAGCCAUCAUCAAUGUCGGGGUCAGCAUCGAUUGGUGCGUGGGACGAGGAAGACGAAUCGGACGAGGAACUGCCGGAGGAGUCGUACGCCGAGGACCAUCUCCCGGUGGUGGUCGAUGUGAUUGGGCUGCCGUCCGAGACUGAUGGGGAUAUAAAAAAUGAUACACUUUUGGAGACCAUUUUUCAGGCCAUCAUUAACGACAGCAUCCCGGAGGAGUUUGCAUCGGAUCGGAGACGAAUUGGUGGAGGCCUGGAACCUGAUAGCAUACCGAAGCUGGACGUAAAUCUGUUCACCAGCGCGCCCAUACUCGAUAAGCAACCGUGGCAUCCAAUCAAUCCCAAUCAGCAACAGCAGGUAAAAGCCGACCAGCGAACGGGCCUACCGGCCCGGAAGAAAGUUUCGUUGGCUGAGGAAAUUCUCUACCGGAACCGUCCGUCGGACAUUGAGAGUGUGCUAGCGUACACGGAAAAUCCCAACGGACAAAUUUAUUACCAGAGCUACACCAACCCAAGCUUCGGCUCGUCCACGCUCGGUAUCGAGCCGCUUGGUGUGGCGGACGUGCGACCGUAUCCGUUGCCGGUGGACAAAAUUCACGAAGAGGUGAUACCGGAUUUCAAAUACCUGACACCGACCGCUCUGGAUGCGAGCGAACAGUUGCUUAACCUGACCCUAGACGAUCAGAAAUUCGAGCAUCUGGGGGAUGGCGUGAUUGCUAAAAAGCCGGAACAAUCCUCCACGCCAGACGGUGAGCAGUUAACGACGACGGAAAAGCUUGACACCGUCACUCUCCAGACACCUAUGAGUGGAUCAUCCGGUGAGAGUCAAUCGUCCGAUGAAACCUCAACCGAAGUCUAUAGCUACUACUCCGAACCGACGGAAGGAAUCGAUUCGGUUCUGUCAGACGGGGGCACGAACCCAACGCACGAUGACGAGCUUGUUGACGUAGCGAUGGACCUGGAGUCUCGCAACAGUCCUGAUGAUUCGGAGCAGGUAACUACCACCUCCGGUCCAGCAAUCACCAUCACAAUGGGAGUAUCUGAGCAGACAGAGGAUGGAAUGGAGCAGCCAUCGACAACGAUGCAAUCCACUACAUUUAGUUCGAGUGAAGAGAUUCAACGGGAAGCUGCAGAAGACUUGCUGAUGACUAGCACUACCACCGAAACGAUGUCAUCGAGUUCGGAAGAAAUGACUGCUAGUUCUGCAGAAGUAACUCUUGCACCGGUGCACACAGCCAGCUCCGUUCUAUCGAAGCGGCCGAGCUCGGCUUACGUGGAAGUGGAAACGUUGAAGUACACACCGUCGACCACCCUCGCUCCACCAACGACCAACACGCUGCCAGAGCUCUUUCCCAUCACGAAAUGGGAAUUUGUAAACGGAACUCGUCGCACUACAGCCGAAAAACCGCCCACCAAGAAGGUUUUCAACGAAACGCUCCAAGCGUUGGUGGUGGUAAAUGUGCAACCGGAUGGGACGACCGCCCUGCCCCGAGCACCGCUUGCAAACAUCGAGGACCUCAAGAGCAAUCGGCCCAACGCGACCAACCUGCAAAAUCUGUCCGACAUUUUCGAUACGCUCGCGUCCAAGCUAGGCAUUCAGCCGGAGGUAUCCAGCAAGAUGCCACCAUUUUCGUCACUGUCGAAGAUUAAGAACCAAUAUCGAAACACCGUUAACAGAACGAGCGGCACGGGUACGGCGAAACCCCGCACUACCACUACCGUGCGAUCGAAGCGCAAAAAACCCCGUCCAACUGUCACGAAAAUCCCAUCGACUUCGACCGUUGGGUACGAGCCAAGCACCGUCACGGCGCAGCGUGUGCGGGCGAGCAGCACGACGGAGCUGUACCCGGAAACGACGCCGAUGGCACGGGUCAUUCCGACCGUCAUUAACGAUGAAAUUGACGAUGUCGUCCCGGUCAUGCUGGAGACAUCGUCCGAACUGUCGUCCGAGCUGGCCGUCGUUGGACAGGCGGAAGUCGAAGUAAUCGAUCCGAACCGCUACGAGGAGAUGCUCAACUCGAUGUCGCAGGCCCACGGGAAGCUAUCGGCCACGACCACCCCUUCCCCGCUUCCCUCCACCCUCGUGACGUUGCUUCCGGUAAAGUCUAACUCGGGUAUCCGCAACUUCCGUCCGAAAACCAAGCGACCUCCACCCUACGGGGCAACCACCAGAGCGCCCGCGGCUCAUAAUCAUGGUGAUAAAAAUGAAAGCAGAAAAAUGAACGAGGCGGGCUUAAAAUUAAUGAAUGCAAAUAAAACCGACGACGAUGACAGGCCGGCGGCCGGCACCGCCCAGCAUCACCCGGGGUCGGUGGAGCGGGUGGUGGAACCGUUGGUGGCGCAACAGGGAAGUAAUAAAAAUAACACAAUGGUAGAAACGGUGGUGAGGGCCAGCAUGCGCUUCGAGUCGUAAAGCUAACCGCCAGCGCGCUCCGCAGGGUGGUGCUUCGUCACGGUUGGGCUUCCGGUGGGCACGGUCACGGGGGACCAGUUCCGGUAAGCGACCGAUCU
Anopheles maculipalpis is the source of this 4240-nucleotide messenger RNA. RefSeq lists its product as uncharacterized. NCBI's taxonomy places the organism in Eukaryota, Metazoa, Arthropoda, Insecta, Diptera, Culicidae. The record is from RefSeq and is a predicted model, not a curated record. The transcript has 5 exons. The coding region runs from base 84 to 4142 and encodes 1352 amino acids.